AUGGCUGCCUUGAAGUGCAUUCUGGGUCUUCUGGCCCUCUUUGUGGUCUCUGCCUGGGCCGAGGAGGAUCUGCCUGUCUCUGAGCUCCUGUGGAAGGCCAACAAGGAUGUUGUGCAUACAGAGGAUGAGCCCUAUGUGCUGGAUGACAUUGCUUAUGACAAUGAAAACGAGAGGAACGCUGAUCCCUGCACCUCCCGCGGCUGCAUGUGGGGCAAGUCCAGCGACGGCAGGGUCUACGUGCCCUAUGUCAUUGCCAACCACUUCUCCUCUCGUGAGCUGUCCAUCAUCGAGCGUGGUCUGCAGUCCUUCUCCAGCUUCUCCUGCAUCCGCUUCGUCAGACGCAGCAACCAGAGAGACUACCUGAACAUCCAGUCCCUCAACGGGUGCUACUCCUACGUGGGCCGCCGUGGUUACUCCCAGACGGUGUCUCUGAGCCGCCAGGGCUGCAUCUACCACAACACGGUCCAGCACGAGCUGCUGCACGCCCUCGGCUUCAACCACGAGCAGACCCGCUCCGACAGGGACAACCACAUCAGAGUCCUGCUGCAGAACGUCCAGUCUGGCAUGGAACACAACUUCAACAAGAUCAACACUCUGAACCAGGGAACCCCCUACGACUACAACUCUGUCAUGCAGUACCACAGGUAUGCCUUCUCCAAGAACAACCAGCCCACCAUGGUGCCCAUCCCCAACCAGAACGUUGAGAUCGGCAAAGCCACCCAGAUGAGCCAGAACGACAUCACCAGGCUCAACAGGCUCUACAAGUGCUGA
Myripristis murdjan (pinecone soldierfish) is the source of this 771-nucleotide messenger RNA. Its product is annotated as high choriolytic enzyme 1-like. Gene Ontology annotation, molecular function: zinc ion binding; metalloendopeptidase activity. Gene Ontology annotation, biological process: proteolysis. Bases 1 to 771 code for a protein of 256 amino acids. The transcript is spliced from 7 exons. The record is from RefSeq and is a predicted model, not a curated record. Lineage: Eukaryota; Metazoa; Chordata; Actinopteri; Holocentriformes; Holocentridae.